Colias croceus (clouded yellow) is the source of this 969-nucleotide messenger RNA. RefSeq names its product 60S ribosomal protein L23a (gene RpL23A). Gene Ontology annotation, cellular component: ribosome; cytosolic large ribosomal subunit. The record is from RefSeq and is a predicted model, not a curated record. Gene Ontology annotation, molecular function: rRNA binding; structural constituent of ribosome. Gene Ontology annotation, biological process: translation; ribosomal large subunit assembly. The transcript has 5 exons. The coding region runs from base 69 to 935 and encodes 288 amino acids. NCBI's taxonomy places the organism in Eukaryota, Metazoa, Arthropoda, Insecta, Lepidoptera, Pieridae.
AAUAUUUUGUAGUAAAAUUUUGUAUUUUGAUUAUUGGCAACAUUGGCAAACUCCAUCUUUUUGUCACGAUGCCUCCUAAGAAGCAACCCGAGAAAUCAGCCUCUUCGGCAUCCAAGCCUGCCGAAAAGAAGCCGGCUUCGGCUAAAACUCCCGCUGCCGCACCGAAAGCAGCAGCGCCAUCUGCCAGUGCUCCUAAACCAGCGUCGGCCAAAACUCCUGCUCCAGCUCCUAAAGCUGCAGCGCCCAAAUCUGCACCAGCUGCUGCCAAACCUGCACCUGCCAAGGCUGCUUCAGCUGCCAAGCCUGCUGAAAAGAAAUCGGCAUCAGUUCCAUCUGCUAAGCCUGGUUCAGCUAAGGCCGCGGCUUUAAAAGCCAAGUCUAGUGCUAAGCCCUCAGUCAAGAAAGCAGCAGCUGCCUCUAAACCAAGGAAGCCUAAACCAGCCGCUGCUAAACUUAAGAUUGCACCUAAACCCAAGAAGACUGGUAUCAAGGGACAGAAGAAAGUUGUUAAGCCUGUAACUAAGGCACUUAAAGCUCAAAGAAAGGUAGUUAAAGGCGAACAUGGAAAGAGGAUUCGUAAAAUCCGCACUUCUGUGCAUUUCCGUAGGCCCAAGACCUUUGAACCACCAAGACAUCCUAAAUACCCAAGGAAGUCAUUACCCAAAAGAAAUCGUAUGGAUGCCUUCAACAUCAUAAAAUAUCCAUUGACAUCUGAGGCUGCCAUGAAGAAGAUUGAAGACAACAAUACCUUGGUAUUCAUUGUACACACCAGCUCUAAUAAACAUCAUAUUAAAGCUGCAGUCAAGAAGCUCUAUGACAUCAAUGUGGCGAAAGUAAACACGCUCAUCAGACCUGAUGGUAAGAAGAAGGCGUAUGUACGGCUCGCGCGAGACUACGACGCUCUAGAUGUUGCCAACAAGAUUGGUAUCAUAUAAAUGUAUAUUUUGUAAGAAUACAUAAAAAACUACA